AUGAACGAGGACGCCAUGGUGGUGGGGUUAAUUCAACUCCCAACGACGUUAAGACGGCGACUUCUUGUACUCAAGUUCCAAACACCGUUCUACCUAACGCUGGACGCAGACGUCUUGUGCUCCAAGGACCAGCUCACGGAGGAAGACUUGCUACCGCAAGGCAAGGGGAACUACGUUCCGGAAGGGAGGAACGUCCACCCCGCGUGGUGGUCAGAGGCAGCCAAGACGUUGGGCGUCGAGGAGAAUCCCAUCGGUGGGGGGUUCGGGGUGACCCCGGCGGUGCUGAGCACCAGGGGGGCUGCCCUUGCGUUGGAACGAUUGCGGGCGGUGCACGGGAAGGAAGGCUUCCUCCGAACGGUCCUAGACGGGUGGUGGGUUGAGCCCGGCAGGUGGUGGUCGGAGUACACGUUGUACCGCACCGCGCUCGACCACUGGGGCGUCUUCGACACCUUCCACGCCACUGGCCCCACCGCGCUUCUCGGGGAAACCUCGGUCUGGUUCUCGGAGCAGUUCGAAGCCUGGAACGUAACGGCGGCGUUCGACGAUGACCCUGCGGCCUUCGUUGUCGUGCAGUCAACGACCGACGUCGGCGUGACGGGUGUAAUGCGAAAAAUCAAUCGAGGUCUAGAGGAGGAGCACGACCCGUUAACGCCACUUGGUGCGGCGUCUUCCCUUCGCCGUAGAAUCGCUAGGGGAAUGGCGGAAAUGGACAUGCUGUGCUCAAGUGCAUCCAAAAGUGUCGAAAAGAGCUGGGCUAUGUAG
Ectocarpus siliculosus is the source of this 762-nucleotide messenger RNA. The record is from the annotation of a GenBank genome assembly. Lineage: Eukaryota; Phaeophyceae; Ectocarpales; Ectocarpaceae.